This is a messenger RNA of Chaetomium globosum CBS 148.51, 990 nucleotides long. RefSeq lists its product as uncharacterized. Gene Ontology annotation, molecular function: hydrolase activity. The record is from RefSeq and is a predicted model, not a curated record. Lineage: Eukaryota; Fungi; Ascomycota; Sordariomycetes; Sordariales; Chaetomiaceae. The transcript has a single exon. Bases 1 to 990 code for a protein of 329 amino acids.
AUGAAGAUCACUACUCGGCCCCUGCUGCUGCUCAGCACCCUGAGUGUUGCUCCGUCGGCAUUCAGUUCCGACACGGAGCAGCAACCACUGGCCCAAUAUCAAAACAGUCUGCCCGACAAUCUCCAACCCGUCCCUAACUAUGACGAUGUCCCAUCAUACCGGAAUUCCCUCCUCUCCCUCCACCGCGCCCUUGUCAACGUCCCCUCCAUCAGCGGCACCGAAGGCGAUGCCGCCCUCCUCCUCGAAAAGGUCCUAACCGAGCUCAACUACACCGUCUCCCUGCAACCCCUCCCCUCCACCUCCACCACCGACCAGCCCCGAUACAACGUACUCGCCUGGCCAGGCCGCAACGCCCGCCGCACUCUGCACAACCGCACCCUCAUCACCUCCCACAUCGACGUCGUCCCUCCCUACCUCCCCUACGCACUAGACGGCACCCCCAUCCCGCCCUCUCACCCACUCAACUUCACCACCCUCCCGCGCAACACCGUCAUCUCCGGGCGGGGCUCCGUCGACGCCAAAGCCAGCGUCGCCGCCCAAAUCACCGCCGCCACCGCCCUCCUCCACGACAACACCAUCUCCCCCAACGACAUUGUCCUCCUCUACGUCGUAGGCGAAGAAACCUCCGGCGACGGCAUGAAGCACUUCUCCCGCUCCCUCUCCACCAACCCACCCCCCUCCACUUCCCCCUCCCACCCCGCCCCGCGCCCCCAAUUCCACGCCGCCAUCUUCGGCGAACCCACCACGAACCUCCUCGCGUGCGGCCACAAAGGCAUCACCACCGCCCUCCUCACCGCGACCGGCCGCGCCGGCCACUCGGGCUACCCGUGGCUGGGCCGCUCGGCGACCGCCCUGCUGAUUCACGCUCUAGAAGCACUCCUGGCCGCCGACCUCGGCGCGAGCGAGCGGUCUUGGGAAUACCACGGUACAAUGUGGGCAGUGCUAGAACGGCGGGGUGGGCGGCGAGAUGUGAUCGCGGCGGAGGCGUAG